AUGCUCUUUCCCGGGGAUCUAGGGUUUCGCGUUGCUGUUUUCUUCAUUUUUGGGGUUUUUCCGGUGGGUUUCUUCGUUCUCCGGCGAAAAUGGCGGAUUGCGGUGGCUAGACAGCAGGAGAUCAAUCGAUUGCUUGUUUUGGCAUCUGAAGAGGCUGCUCGAGCUGAGAUUGAGGCUAAUUUUGGCUAUAAUUAUACUAGUUCUUCGGUUUCGAUACCGGUUCAACGGCUUUGUGCUGUUUGUUUUACUCCUACACCUAAUCGAUGUGCUAGAUGCAAGUCAGUCAAUUACUGCUCUGGCAAGUGUCAAAUAGUUCACUGGAGACUAGGUCAUACGGAUGAAUGUCGUCCAUCGGUGAACAAUUCUGAGUUCAGUGAUGAGGAAGUUAGUUUUGUGGGCGAUAAUCAACUUUAUUCUGAUGGUGAUGUUCCAAUUACUGUGAAUGGUGGAAUACAAUAUGAGGAACAAGUUCAAACUGCAAAAGAGAAACCUGGAUUCACCCCCCCUGCAUAUUUUCCACCAGAUUUGUCUGUGAAGGAUGACAAGAAUGCAGUUCACCAUUCUUCGCUAGGAGAUGAACUAGCGUCUCAAGUAGAGCUUCAUGGCACCUCAGAAGUAUCUCAGCUUCAUGUAUCUUCUUCUAGUGAUGGCAUGUGCAUUAGUGAUUCCAUCUCAGAUACUGAUAGUAUACAUGAUCUUAAUUCUGAUUCAUGUGAAUCUUGCUCCACGCUUGACAACCUUGAGACAGUGUCAAGUGAGAGGAAGUUGGAGCCAAUUAAGACACUGGAGGAAGAAUCUUAUUCAAGAGUGUCAUCCAAUGGUAAUGUGUAUGCUUCCGGUGAACCUAAGGAAGAAGCAUCAGGUAAAUUAAGUGGUUCUUCAGGUUUGAGCAUUAAUCGCUCUGUCAAGAACUUAGCUAAGCCUUCAGUAGCGACAUCUGGUUUCUGGGAUGGUUCUCUUGAUUAUUGCAGAACUAAGUACAUGCCAAGCACUGAUGCCAAACCAAGUUCUGGGGAAUUAGGUGAUUUCUCAUCAGAUAUAUGCUCGAAAGGGCCAAAAACAUCAACUGAUACCCAUCCUGGAAUUUCAAGCACUGGUAAGCUUGUUGCUGAGCCUGCUUUGGCAGAAAAGGGUUCCGGAGUUCCCUCAAAAAAUCUGAGCUCUACAUUCGUAGGCUCUAAGGAACCUGACGCUAGGGUUAAAACAAUGAAGAAUGAUAAAGAUUUGGUAAAGUCUGUAGAAGUUGGAACCGAAAAUUUGAAAGGCAGUGCCCUGCCAUUCUGUGUUUCAGAGAAGGCAAAUGAUCUGGACAGGAACUCAAAGGUGGUUCUGCAAUCACCAAUGUCAAAGAAAGCUGGAUUGUCUCCAAAAUCUAUUAUUGGUCCUCCAUCCGGAAUGAAGGAGCCUAUUGCCCCAGUUAUAAAGCCUGUUAAAGCUGCUGCAAAUGUUGCCAUGCCUUCUCAGGUAGCCAGACUUGCCCCAAGUGCUUCUGCUGGCUUGAAAACGUCAGUGCUUAAAGUUGUAGAACAAUUUAGAGCUCCAAAGACGGUGAAGCAAAGUGAUGAUGUUGAAAGAAAGACUGAAAAGGCUGUUUUCCCAUAUGAGUCAUUCGUUAAGCUUUAUCAUUGGAACAAAGUGGAGCUUCGUCCGUGUGGCCUAAUAAAUUGUGGGAACAGCUGUUAUGCCAAUGUAAUUCUUCAAUGCUUGGCAUUUACCCCACCACUCACUGCUUAUCUUCUUCAAGGGCUCCAUUCUAAAACAUGUGCAAAGAAACAUUGGUGUUUCACAUGCGAGUUUGAAAGGUUGAUCUUAAAGGCAAAGGAAGGAGGUUCUCCACUUUCUCCUAUAAGUAUACUAUCCCAAAUCCAGAAGAUAGGAAGCCAUCUUUCCAAUGGGAGGGAAGAAGAUGCACAUGAGUUUUUAAGGUAUGCUAUUGACACGAUGCAAUCUACAUGCCUUCAAGAAGCUGGUGUGAAUGCUGCUGGCUCGUUACAUGAAGAAACAACUCUCUUGGGGCUUACUUUUGGCGGUUAUCUUCGUUCGAAGAUAAAAUGUACAAGGUGUCGCGGAAAAUCCGAGAAACAGGAUAGAAUGAUGGAUCUUACUGUGGAGAUUGGAGGAGAUAUAGAGACUUUGGAAGAUGCCUUGCGACAAUUUACUGGAACUGAGCCUCUUGAUGGGGAAAAUAAAUACCACUGUGGCAGAUGCAAAUCUUAUGAGAAAGCUAAGAAGAAAUUAAAUAUACUAGAGGCUCCUAAUAUCCUCACCAUUGCAUUGAAGAGGUUUCAGUGUGGGAAGUUUGGCAAGCUCAAUAAGACUAUUCGAUUCCCGGAGAUUUUAAACCUAGCCCCAUAUAUGAGGGGAGGAAGUGACAAAUCGCCAAUAUACAGACUCUAUGGGGUCGUCGUUCACUUGGACAUUAUGAAUUCUUCCUUUUCGGGUCACUAUGUAUGUUAUGUUCGAAACGCACAAAACAAGUGGUACAAGAUCGAUGAUAGCACGGUAAAGGCUGUGGAACUUGAGAGAGUGCUAAACAAGGGAGCAUACAUGCUCUUCUACUCAAGAAUCUCACCACGUGCUCCAAGAUCUAUUAGAAGUGCUAUAGUCUCUCGUGAUUUGCCAAGUAAGAUUAAAAUUCCUGAUGCUUCUCAGAUCAAUGUGAAGAGUUCGGCUUCAAGACAGAGAGAUCCACCCGCGCAUGCCAAUCGUAGUCCUGAUAUUGGUUACAUAUAUCAAGAUGGAACAAGCAUCUCACCAGUGCGAAAUAUUCUUGAUUUUGACUCUUCCAGUGAUAAUUCAUCUCUGUUUAGUCACUCUGAUGAAGUCUCAAGUAGCACCGACAGCAACAGGGAGUCUAUCAGUGCCGAUGACUUCUCUGAGUAUCUUUUUGGUUACAAUGCCUUUUUUAGGCACUCUUCAGAUUCAGACACCUCUUCUUCCUCUUCCUCCUCAUCUUCUCCUCAAUACUCAAAGCAUUCACCCCUUUCCAAUUCAGAGAGGUAUGCUUCUGCACUUCCCGGUGACAAUGCUCAUUCAGUUUCAUUGGAGGACCAUUCUUGGGCAAAAGCGCCUCAUGAGGCUUCUAGAGCUGAGGAUUCAGGUUUAGUGGGUGGAGUUCCAUUUUUGCAUUCUAACAGUAGUAGUAGUAUUAGUAGUAGUGGCCAGCAAGUUAGAAAGCUAGUAAAUAUUAGUAGUAGAGAGGCUGAUGCCGAGAAAUUAGGACGGGCUAACCCUUUGGAUAAUGGAAAAUCUGGUGUAUAUCUGAGACGAUCUUGGAGGAAUAGAACAGAUUAAGUAUUCCAUCCUAUAAUGUUAAGAGUUGGGAAUAAGUGAUUAAUGGUAGUAUUCCUUUUCCCCCAUCAUUUUUUUCUUGAUCUCUUGCGGGGAAGGGGGUCGGAAAUAUUGUAUGUAUGUAAGUUGUUACAUUGUUUUUAAUGAGAAGGUAUAAAGAAAAAUGGAAAUUUAAAUUUCACUCGUUCCAAAUCUUACCUUUGUAUAGCCCAGAUUGUCUCAGAUUCUUGUAACUUUACAUUGAAAUACUUUAAACUAACUUUUUUUUUUUUGCUAA
Chenopodium quinoa (quinoa) is the source of this 3568-nucleotide messenger RNA. RefSeq names its product ubiquitin carboxyl-terminal hydrolase 16-like. Lineage: Eukaryota; Viridiplantae; Streptophyta; Magnoliopsida; Caryophyllales; Amaranthaceae. Gene Ontology annotation, cellular component: nucleus; cytosol. Gene Ontology annotation, biological process: protein deubiquitination. The transcript is spliced from 11 exons. Gene Ontology annotation, molecular function: cysteine-type deubiquitinase activity; cysteine-type endopeptidase activity. The record is from RefSeq and is a predicted model, not a curated record. Bases 1 to 3294 code for a protein of 1097 amino acids.